This is a messenger RNA of Symbiodinium necroappetens, 3570 nucleotides long. The record is from the annotation of a GenBank genome assembly. NCBI's taxonomy places the organism in Eukaryota, Dinophyceae, Suessiales, Symbiodiniaceae.
AUGGCCCUGCGUGAGACGACGCUUUUUUUGUUGAGUUUAUCAUGUAUGGGUGCGUCACAAGAGGAUUGGCCAUGCAUCCCCUCUCCGUGGAUCUGUCGGGGCUGGAUCGCAAAUCGGCUAAUGGGACAAGUUGGCAUGUUGUUGAGGAGCACCUAUCUUCCAGCGAGGAUCGUUGAAGGGGUUGAGCUGGCAGAGAAGUACAGGGAGUUCAUCACUGACCCUGGCGGAUGUCUCGCUGCGCAAUGGACUAUGCAGCUUCUGUCGGUCGAGCUUUACAUGUCCCGUUUUCAAACAGGCGCCGACGGGACCCAAGCGCUUGGGGUUGAUGGCAUCAUGUCCCUAUUCGCCAUGUUUUUCCGUGGGGACGCGGCCUGCGUGAUGCUUUUUGAUCAGCUUCUGUGGGGCACUGGUGCUGCUUGGUCUUCUGUGGCCGCUGCUGGCUGGAGCACCUUUGCCUUGCUUGGGAGGCUGUCCAAGGCUUUGCAGAUCUAUCUAGACAUGCAAGGCGGACCAUCAAGCGAAGCUUUGCAGGGCUUUUUAUUGCUGCCGACGGGGGAGAUGCGCAACAUCGCUGAGCGGCUGCCCAAGCUCCUCCAGAGCUCUCUUUCCAGCUUACGGGCUAUAAAUGUGUCCACACCAUGGAAAGUUCGCGCAGAAGCUGCAGCGAAAGCAGAAGAUCUGUUGCGAGAAUGGUCACGUGAAGCUCUCUACCAAGGAUUGCCACCUGUGCAGGUGGUGGCAUUGUUGUUGGUCGACCUUCGGUCACCAGAACUCUGGCAGCUACUGGACCGAAUGCUGUUGCCCCACAGUGUAAGCCUUUGUAUGCCGAAGCUGUUUGGUUGGGCAUCGUUUGCUCAUCGUGGGCGCUGCACGGCAAGACAUUGUUCAAAAUUCUGGGACCUGGAUGAGGCCUAUGUUGCAGGCACUGCGAAUGCGCAUGCUGCCAACCAAAGCUCUGUCAGAGACUUGACUAUUGUCCACGUUGGCGCGGACCGUGACUUCCUCAGCGACAGCAUCCGCAGCGAGUGUAUGCUAAGAUGUUCAAAGUCCGUAGUUCGCACUUUGAGACAGUUGUCAGGAGCCGUGGUGGGGUUUGUAGCAAAGACGCCCUUGACAUACGUGGACGCAGGGGCAGCCAUGGGGGAGUGCAUGCUGUUGGCGGCGUUCAUGCUGCCGGAAGGUCGUUUAAGGGGUUUGGCAUUCGAGGCGUUGCCCCGGUUUGUGAACCGAAUCAGGGAGACCCUGCAUAUCAAUGGUAUCACUGCUUUUGCGAGCCACAACAGCACGCAAGUGGUGGUCAAGAAUGUGGCUUUGGGCUCUGCGCAAUCCAAGAUGCUAGGGUCAUUCUCCCACGCAGGCUUCGUAUCUGAGACCUUUGGGGUGCCGACUUGGGGCCGUGUUUUUGUGAGAAGCUCUACUCUGGAUCAUGAAGUUGCCUCGCAUCUGGGUCGGAAGGAGACUAUUGAUCUACUGCACAUCUUCGUAAACUCCUGGGAGCCAGCCGUGCUCAAGGGCACCAGGCAACUUCUUCUGGAUCGCCGUGUGGGCUGUGUGCUUGUGCAAGUGUAUGGGCGGGAGACUAUGUUUUCUAUCGUCAAGGGACUUCUCCGGACGGCUGGCUACACUGUGAAAAACCACAGUCUCACAUACGUGGCUGCUAGCCCUUCAGAUGACCUCGCACUCUCAGAGGGGAUUGAAGACGGGGUGCCGCAUGUAGACGCGGCCACAGUUCUGGACAUGCCGAUCGACACGGCGGUUGGAUCCAACACCGACGCAUGGCAGACCACGCCGGCAUCCCUUUCCUUCUCGGACACCAUGGCCAGUGUUUCGGGUCUUGCUCGGCCCUCGGUGAAGAGCGAUGGCUUCCGUGCUCUAUCCUACAAUGGAAAGCCCUUUACUCGAAACUUCGACACCCUCUGCCCGGUCUACCCUGAACCCUUUGCCGAGCAGGCUUUUCCAGACCUGGACCUCGAUGCCGGUGAGGUAGGUGAGAUGUUGAGUCGCAUUGCAGCUCAAUGUUUCAUGUUGUUGGCCUUGGGAUGCAGGGCAGGGCAGGGCACUAGGUCGCCCCCGGCCGAGAUGACUUACGUCAGCGCCUUCAACGUCUACUUUGCCGUGGAUGCAGUGGGAACCAACCGGUCUCAGCUGGCCUCCAUUGAUGCAGCCCGGCAUGGCGUCGGCACCAAUUACGAUGCCAACACGAGCAAUAUGUUCGAUGUGCCUGCCAACUCAGACUUCACCGACUUCUCGCACUGCCUCUUUCGUCAGGUGGUUGAGGUGUGCUCGGGUGCAGGCGUUGUCUACACCAGCUCCACGUUGGCAGAGCAGUCGAAGGACUUGGGUGGGAGAACGGUGCAGUCCCACGUCGUAGCCAUAGCAUUGCAACAAGAUCUGAUUCACAAGCUGCUCACCCAGAUUGAGAAAUCGUAUUUCUUGGGAAGAGACUACGAUGGUUCCGUCAGCAACAUUCAGUUCAGUGACAAGGCCGAAGACUUUUGUGCUUCGAACUUUCACUCGUGGUACAGCCGUCCCGGUCCGGACAUGUUGGAGGACCUGGAUUUGUCUGAAGUCGGCGGCGACGUGCAUUGGCAGCCUCCCUCCCUGCUGGAUGGGCGCUUGGCCUCCUACAGCCGAAGCCUUGUGGGAGAACCGGGAACGGCCUUGGUUUGUUUGGGCCAGGCAGGCAUCUACCUGUCCUCCACGACGGGGCAAACGAAAUCCCUUGUCGGCUCCCGCCCUGUUGGCACCAACACAGUGGUGCUGGCAGCAGACACGCCACGCAGUGAUUUCGACUACAUCCUUGUCUCUGCAGCGUCCUCCCUCGAGGAGCAGACAACUCCGGUGUCGGCAAUGUUGUUUGACACGGAUGGAACGGUGCGGAAUCUCACGUUCCCAGACUGCGACCUUGAUGCCUUUGAGCUGGGAGGUUACCUGACCUGGGCAGCACCUGCCAACAUCACAGAGGUAUCGCACUACUUCGUCUACCUCGGCAUGGAUGGCUCUUCGGCCUGCACGGGCUAUGCUGACAGUCGCACGGCAGAUGCUGCCUCUCUGGCCGGACAUCGAGACACGGCCGUUGAGGGUCCCUGGUGCCGAUGGCUGUAUCAGAUCAAUGCGCUGGGCGAUACCAACAGCACUCUCCCUGCUGACACGGUGAUGCAAAACUGGACGCACUGGCUCGUCUAUGCUUCGUCUUCGCUGGCAGAGCAGACCACGCCUGCAACGGUCGAGAUCCAGGAUGACAAUGCCACGGUGGGCACGAUCAGUUUCGUGGGUACUGACUUGAACAUGGACGUGGUCAACGGGAGCCUUGUGUGGGGGCCGCCUGCUGAUGAGGGCUCCAAGUGUGAAAAGGUGCAGAAGCGGACAGUCAUCUACAUCGCGGAGGACAACAUGGGCUCGGCAAGGUCCCAACUGGGUGAGGUGGAAGCCGGCAUUGAUCAGCUACAGGUCGUUGAGGGCGAUGCCUAUGGGAACUUCACCCACUUCGUGGUGUACACGAAGUCCAGCUUUGCUGAGCAGACGACGCCGAACAGCCUGUCCUUCGAAGAAGCUGUCGCGAAGUAUCAG